AUCUGGGUUGUUUCACACUGACUGGAUACUUCUCUGUCAUGUUCCUUAGACCCACCCAAGUGAAGUGGCAGCUGAUGGUGGCAAGCUGCUACAGAAGAAUCGGAAACUACCAGAAAGCUCUUGAAACCUAUCAAAGCAUCAACCGCAAGUUUCCAGACAAUGUCGAAUGCCUGCAUUUCCUGGUGAGGUUGUGCACUGAUAUGGGCCUGAAGGAGGUCCAAGAUUAUGCGAUCAAGCUGAAGAAGGUGGAGAAGGCGAAGGAAAUCAGAGAGCAGAGGGUGAGGUCGGGGCGGGAGAGCAGCUCCAGGGGUCGCAGAGGAAGCAGAGAAGGCAGCGCUGGCGUCUCCACUCCUGUCCUCACCUCUCCUAUGAAGUCCAGCAUCACGGAGGAUGUUAAAGCAGUGUCUCAGCCAGAAUCCAAACUGAUCAGUCCACUGUUGGACUCUGGGAGAGACAGCAGCAACAGCUCCAGAGGAGAGCGCCGCAGUGGCAAAAACAUUUCACUUCCUGCUUCCAAUGAGCCUUAUGAGAGCAGCAGCCCGAAGGAACUUGAUGCGGAUUAUGUGGACCCUCUGGGACCUCCAACGGAGAGACCAAAAACAGGAGCAAAGAGAGUCGUGGAAGACAAUGAAUUUGCUGAUGAAGAUCUUGGAGACGACCUUCUACCAGAGUAGAUCUGUUCUCUACCAAACGUUUUCUGUCAAAUCCAGCUUGUCUGAGUCUCUUUGGGUGAAGACAACAGUUUAUAUGUCUAGAAAUGUAUACAUUCAAGUGUUUUUUUAGACCUGAUGUUGUAUAACUAAAUUAUACUAUAAAAAUAAAAGGAAAGCUAAACUCUUAUUUUUUAAAUAAAGUGCAAUCUUGCAUUAAAAACAGUCUUUACUGCUAUUUAGACAGGUUAUUCUGUCUUCAAUUGUAUCUUCGUUUCUGUUUUUUUAUUAAUAUUUUUUUAAUAAACGAAUAUUUGAAUUCA
Oryzias melastigma (Indian medaka) is the source of this 973-nucleotide messenger RNA. Its product is annotated as intraflagellar transport protein 88 homolog. The transcript is spliced from 9 exons. Gene Ontology annotation, molecular function: kinesin binding. Gene Ontology annotation, biological process: inner ear receptor cell stereocilium organization; non-motile cilium assembly; kidney development. Gene Ontology annotation, cellular component: centriole; ciliary basal body; ciliary base. The coding region runs from base 39 to 674 and encodes 211 amino acids. The record is from RefSeq and is a predicted model, not a curated record. Lineage: Eukaryota; Metazoa; Chordata; Actinopteri; Beloniformes; Adrianichthyidae.